Molecule: messenger RNA, 13678 nt
Organism: Pseudophryne corroboree (corroboree frog)
Lineage: Eukaryota; Metazoa; Chordata; Amphibia; Anura; Myobatrachidae
Product: zinc finger protein 239-like
Exons: 9
Coding region: 298-1983 (561 amino acids)
Biological process (GO): regulation of transcription by RNA polymerase II
Cellular component (GO): chromatin; transcription regulator complex; PcG protein complex
Molecular function (GO): DNA-binding transcription factor activity, RNA polymerase II-specific; RNA polymerase II cis-regulatory region sequence-specific DNA binding
Source: RefSeq, a predicted model, not a curated record
UGCUCCACCCUCCCUGUAUCCCAGCCUCGUCUCUAUGGUUACUCCUCCACAGUGACCCGCACUUUCUGUACGCCAAGCCUCGCUCCUGCCGCUACUCCCCUUACGUGACCCGCACUUCCUGUAUGCCAAGCCUCGCUUCCAGCUGCUCGCCCUCUGACCUCUCUCACUCUCCUCCCCCUGGUGAUUGCUGCCAGGAACCGGGCUCCUCUGCUACAACUACUAUGCAGUGAGAACCUGUUUUAUUGGGAAUCACAGGAGGGUGUUACCUGUCCUGUCACAAUCCUUGAAUCCCUGAAGAUGGAUAAGGACCGGAAUCCUAUAACUGAGAAAAUACUAAAUCUCACCCUGGAAAUCGUCUACCUGCUGACUGGGGAGGAUUACACAGUAGUGAAGAAGACCUCUGGUGAUUGUGAGACACCCAGCAUCUGUCCCCAUCUGUCAGGAGGACUGGGCAGGACCCAAAGCCCCAUCCUGGUGCCUCCACCUCACUCGCAUGAGAGGCAUAAUGACCAGAAGAUCCUGGAACUCACCCACAAGAUCAUUCAGCUGCUGACUGGAGAGGAGUUGGAGUAUAUAGAAGAACACAGGGGUCAGUACAAAGAUGUGAUUAUGAGGAAUCGGCAGAUUCUUAUUUUAAAAGAUGGGCCCAGUAACAGAGAUACCCCAGAGAGAUGUCCCCGUCCUCUGUAUUCCCAGGAUUGUACAGAGGAGAAUCACAGGAUCCCACAGGAGCAUCAGGAUGAAUACCUGAUUAAUAUUAAGGUAGAAGAUAUAGAGGGCGAAGAAGAGACUUAUAUGAGGGGUGAUCAGCGGUGUAAGGAGGAGGAAAUCCCUACAAAUAUCAGCACAGAUGGGCCCAAUAACAGAGAUACCCCAGAGAGAUGUCCCCGUCCUCUGUAUUCCCAGGAUUGUACAGAGGAGAAUCACAGGAUCCCACAGGAGCAUCAGGAUGAAUACCUGACUAAUAUUAAGGUAGAAGAUAUAGAGGAAGAAGAAGAGACGUAUGUGAGGGGUGAUCAGCAGUGUAAGGAGGAGAUCUCUACAGAUAUCAGCACAGCAGAUGGAUGCAACAGCUGGAAUAUCUCAAUGGAACAUCUCAUUUUAUCUCCAGAUUGUAAAAUAGAGAAUUAUGUAAUUACACCAGAUUGUCAAGGAAAAAACUCUACUGCUUCAAUUGUACAUCCAGGUCUUCACAGUGCAGAUUUAUCAUCUGAUCCUAUUUAUCAUGAGGAAUGUUUUGCAGAUAACUCAAAUAAUGGUAUAUAUAGUGCAGUUCCUAGUGCAGAUCAAAUAUCUUUGUUCACUAUAGAUGGAGCACAGAACAUAAAGCUUAUUCCCCUUCCGACAGCCAAGGGAGGUGAGAAACCAUUUCCAUGUUCUGAGUGUGGAAAAUGUUUUACAGAGAAAUCAUCUCUCAAUAGACAUGAGAAAAUUCACACAGGUGCAAAGCCCUUUUCAUGUUCUCAGUGUGGGAAAUGUUUUACAGAGAAAUCCUCUCUUAUUAACCACCUGAGACUUCACACAGGUGAGAAACCGUUUUCAUGUUCUCAGUGUGGGAAACGUUUUAUGCACAAAUCCUCUCAUAUCGCGCAUCAGAGAAGUCACACAGGUGAGAAACCAUUUAAAUGUCCUCAGUGCGGGAAAUGUUUUACAGAUAAAUCCUCUGUAGUUAUCCAUCAAAGAAUUCACACAGGUGAGAAGCCGUUCUCGUGCUCCCAGUGUGGGAAGUGUUUUACAAAUAAAUCGGGUCUGGUAAAACAUCACAGAAUUCACACAGGUGAGAAGCCAUAUACAUGCGCUGAGUGUGGGAAAUGUUUUACAGAUAAAUCGCAUCUCGUUAAGCACAAUAGAAUUCACACCGGCGAGACGCCGUUUUCAUGUUCUCAGUGUGAGAGAUGCUUUAAACACAAAUCAUCUCUUGUUGAACAUCAGAGAACUCACACAAGAGAGAAAUCAUUUCCACAUUCCAAGUGUGGGAAAUGACUGCUCUACGAUCUUGGUACACCAUACAUUCAUUAUUCGCACACCUUUAUACAGGAGAAACUUUGCACACUUGCAAGUGGACGUAUUUAUUAUUGGUAAUUAUUUAUCUAAGCAUAGUAUUUCUCCUCACACCAUAAUAAUUUUACCGUACUAUUUGUGUUUUUGUUAUUUUAAUUAUUAUGCAAGAUAAUAUCAACUUAUUAAGUUGAUGGGAGGGAAGGUAGUUUUAGGAAUUAGAUCAACAAGUUAAAUGGGUAAUUGAGUGCUGGAAGAACAGAGGAUAAAUACUCUAUCUAAAUAAAUACUUAGUGACUUGAUAAAGCCAGAUGGUCUUUGCUCUGAUCUACACAAAACUGUCAGACACAACUACAUGUAACAAGCAGGCUGGGUGCCCAGAGAAAUGUUUUCCCAUAAAUUCUGCGUCUCCAUUUUGGUUUUACAAAAAAAAGAAGAAGAAAAUUAUGCACAAGAAUUGAAUCAGGACACUGGUACUGUGUAAUAUAAAGACUGUUAUAUCUCAGCGUCUCUGGAACUCCGGACAUGGUUCCUUUGGGCGCUUUUAAAAAUGGCGCUCCAGCGAUCUUUCUUGAGCAAAGUGUACAAUGCUAUGUAUAGAUUUUUGUUUUACACUUGGCGCGGUGUGUACUGACCCCUUACUAUAUUGUAAUUUAUUGUAUUUACAUUUUCCUCCUUCCUGUGACCUUUUAUAUGUUUGGUAUUCUUUUUAUUACAUUAUAUUGUAAAAGCAAAUUAGAGCUAAUCACGUUUUCUCUAGCAUCCAUAAGGGAUCUUGUGGACACAUUAGUACGAUGGGGUAUAGACGGGGUCCAAAGGAGCCAGUGCACUUUAAAUUUCUUCAACUGGGUGUGCUGGCUCCUCCCCUCUAUGCCCCCUCCCACAGGCAGUUUAGAAAAAAGUGCCCUCAGGAGAGGGUGCACACUCUGCUAGCUCCAGAGUUUUUCCUCAUUUUAUUUAAAACUUUUGUUUUAUUUCGGUAUGCUGUUUGGGCAACAGUAUACAUGCGCUGUGGGAGUUAAGAAGGGGGGGGGGGGGUUGUCACCGUUCUUGCGAGGUGCAGUGGUGCUUACCCGCUGCAGGAUCACCGUCCUAAGGGAUUGUUUUUCAACGGGGCACUGCGCCUUGGCUGUCGCAACCGCAGCACACCGCACACCCCUAACACUGCCUGAAGGUGAACGUCGGUGGUGAGUACAAACCGGGGACCCCGCCAGGGUGGUCCCCCGGUUCAUGGUGCGGCUUUCACACAGGUGAGGCAUACGGGUCCCUCCUGGGGGGGGACCCGCUAUAGCACCUGUGUUAAAAUGGCUAGCGAUGGCUGAACUGAGCAUUCAUGUAAGGUUACAGCAUGUUUUAGAGACAUGGCCAGUAUAAAUAUAUUCAGUAGCUCCGGCGCCAUUACGGGGGGCGGUGCUACAUCUGAGCGGGCUCAGCUGCAUUUUGGUGCCUUCUUCUGCAUAAGCAGCAGCAGCCUCAUACAGCUCCUCCGGACUCUGACACACGCUGGAUCACUGGUACUGGGUGUAGUUUAGGGGAGAUCCGCUAUUUGUGCACAUUACGUAUUCCUAAAGGGGAAAUCGUUAUAAACAAACAGUUUUCACUGAUAUAAAAACGCUGACAGCCUCACUAGGGCUCUCUGGCGUGGGUGUGCUGGUGCAUUCUCUUCCUCUGUGUCUACUCUCACAUGCAAUAGGACAGGCUUGCAUUGUUAAUCAGUAUGUUGUAAGUGUAUUAUUGUGUGUUACUUUUCAUCAUGGUAAAACACAAGUUAUGCAGUAUGUGUAACACCAGAUUCUCCCCACUCUCAUCUGGUUCCAUUUCAUGUGAGCAGUGUAGUCAGUCCUCACAAAACGUUGAGAAGAAUGUGGGGGAGGGUCACAAGCCUUCCUGGCUGGGUGCAAUCAAAACUAUGAUGUCUGAUAUGUCAUCUCAGCUCACUGCAAAUGCCCACAAAACACAAGAACUGCAACAAGCAGUAGCAGAUCUAGCUGCCAGGGCUGAUGUUCCCCAUCCCCCCUAUCUACUGCAGGUCCACAUAAACGUGCUUUACCUGCACUUCUAUCAGACACUGAUGAUGAUAUACAGGAUGAUGUGGACCCCAUAGGUGGGGAUUUCACUCCUACACAGGGUAUUGAACCCUUCAUUUCUCUUAAGUCCUAUAGGAUGCUGGGGUCCACAUUAGUACCAUAGGGUAUAGACGGGUCCACCAGGAGCCAUUGGCACUUUAAGAGUUUGAGAGUGUGGGCUGGCUCCUCCCUCUAUGACCCAGUUUCGAAAAUGUGCCCGGAGGAGCCGGUCACAGCUAGGGGAGCUCCAUAGGAGUUUCUUUAAGUUUUAUUUUUUUGAAUAGCGUUUAGGCACAGGGAGGCUGCUGGCAACAGGACUAAGGGGGGGAGCAGUGUCCGCCCUGUGGGGUCUGAGCCACUGUCUCCGCUGACUGGACACUGAGCACCAGAGGGGUCGGAUCGCUCCCCGCCAAAGGGUAUCGCUCGUCCCAGCAGCCUGCCGCCAACCCCUUUUACAGAGCUGAAGCAGUGGUGAGUGAGACACGACCCUCCUAGCAAUCUGGCUGGCGUGAAGAUGGCGGCAGUGGGGAGGGAGCGCAAUAUUAACUGCGCUCAGCGGUACAUGGUGCGACAUUUGAGGGGCUCCCUGGGCCAGCGCUUGCCCCCCACACUGGUCCAGAAGCCUUUCGGGGUCCUCUGAUCUCAGCCAGCAUGAAUUCCUCAGGCCAGUAUAAUCCAUGAAGAGUGGGAAGACAGUGCCAUUAUGGGGGCGGAGCUUCUCAGAACUGCUGGGUCCCAGCAGCGUUCCAGCGCCAUUUUCCUGCCUGCACAGCGCUGAGGGGAAGAACAGGUCCCUCUACAGCAACUCCAGCUAUCUGUACACGGUACCAGGGGUCAGUAGAAGGGGGAGGGGAGGCUGUAAUACGACUGUGUGUCCUAUUAAGGUGCAAGGUCAGCGCUGACAAGGGGUCUCCCUUUGCUAAAAGUGCUGUGUGUGGGUUGGCUCCAACCUCUGUGUCUCUCUUGCCAUUCUUGGGGGGGAAACUCUGUCUGCCCUCACGUGUGUGUGUGUGUGUGUGUGUGUGUGUGUGUGUGUGUGUGUGUGUGUGUGUGUGUGUGUGUGUGUGGAGUGUUUGGUGGUCUUUAGCUAUGUCCAGGGACACUGUGUCAUGUGCUGCAGAGGAUUUAUUCUCCCAGGUUGAUCCCAUUCCAUGUAAUCAGGAUAUCACUGGUUUAGCACAGAUACCAGCAAGGGAGCCUGAGUGGUUUUCCUCUAUCAAAUCUUGGAUUUCCCUGAUUUCUGAUAGGGUUGCAAGUAAUGAAUAUGCAACCCAGGUUAUUACAGAGCUCUAUGGCAGCAUGGCCGGUUUCUGGUACCUCAUGACGCUCCACUAUAUACCCCCAUAAGCGUGCGCUUGUGCAGGUCACAAAGGACGACACGGAUACCGAUUCUGACACCACAGACGGUGAUGGGGAUGUGUUGCGAGGGUCCGCAUCUCUUGCAAAGGGGCUGCAAUUGUUGAUAGAGGCUAUCAGGGUUGUGUUGAAUGUUAAUGAUACCACACCUGAGCAGGUUGAGGAGGCCUUUUUCACUGAAAAUAAAAAAUCCUUGCUAACCUUUCCUGCAUCAAAAGAAUUGAAUGCUAUAUUUGAGAAAGCAUGGGAAAACCCUGAGAAAAAAUUCCAGGUCCCUAAAAGGGUGCUGGUGGCAUUUCCUUUCCCUAAGGAGGAUAGGAAAAAGUGGGAAAACCCUUCGAUUGUUGACGCAUCUGUGUCCAGACUCUCAAAGAAGGUGGUUUUACCGCCUUAAAGGAGUCGGCUGAUAGAAAAAUUGAUAACACGCUUAAAUCAUUGUACACUGCUUCAGGGGCCAUAUUACGUCCCACUAUUGCUACUGCAUGGAUUGCAAAGGCUAUAGUAAAGUGGUCGCCUACCUUACUUGAGGAUUUGGAUACGAUGGAUAGGGAUGAUGUUGCAUUAUAUUUACGCAACAUACAUGAUUCAGCAGGUUUUAUGGUAGAAUCCAUGAAAGACCUGAGUUCCAUGGCUGCGGGAAUAUCUUCCAUGUCUGUGGGAAUAUCUUCCAUGUCUGUUUCAGCACGUAGGGGACUGUGGCUGCGCCAGUGGUCGGCCGACGUGGAAUCCAGAAAAAGUGUGGAGUCCCUACCCUAUACAGGUCGGGCUCUCUUUGGGGAAGCUCUAGAUGCGUGGAUAUACACGGCUACAGCGGGUAAGUCUCUGUUUCUUCCCUCAGCAGCACCUGCUCCGAAGAAAUCCUUCUCUUCAUCUGCAAUGCAGUCCUUUCGGCCUAACAAGCCUAGAAAGGCCAGAACGUCCAAUACAUUCUUUAGGGGAGGUCGAGUUAAGUCUAAGAAACCUUCCGCUGCAGUUUCCCAGGAACAAAAGCCUGCUUAAAGUACGCCAAAGCCCUCCGCAUGACGGUGGACCGGCGGCCUGCAGGUGAGACCAGUGGGAGCGAGACUCAAACAAUUCAGUCACGUCUGGGCAUCGUACGGCCUGGAUGAUAGAUAUUGUAUCCUAGGGAUACAGGCUGAAAUUUCAAGGUCUCUCUCCUCAUCAUUUUUUUAAAAUCAGGCUUCCAAACUCUGUUGGCAGACAGCACUGUACUACAAGACGCUGUCCAAAAACUGGUGGAGGCACAGGUCAUUGUGCCAGUUCCUCCUCAUUUACAAACCACAGGUUACUAUUCAAAUCUUUUCGUGGUACCGAAACCGGAUGGUUCGGUCAGGCCCAUUCUGAACCUAAAAUCAUUGAACCCCUUUUUAAAGGAGUUCAAGUGUCUCUCAGGGCGGUGAUAUCAGGUCUGGAAGAGGGGGUAUUCCUGGUAUCCCUGGAUAUCAAGGAUACGUACCUCCACAUUCCGAUAUGGCUGCCGCAUGAGGCUUAUCUCCGUUUCGCAUUGCUGGACUGUCAUUUCAAGGUUCCAGGCCCUGCCAUUCGGCCUCUCCACAGCACUAAGGGUGUUUACCAAGGUGAUGGCAGAGAUGAUGGUUCUCCUCCGCAGACAAGGGGUGAACAUCAUUCCAUAUCGGACGAUCUGCUGAUAAAGGCACCAUCCAAGGAGAAGCUGCUGCAGUCCAUUGUUCUCACGACACACCUCCUAAAGAGUCAUGGUUGGAUUCUGAACCUUCCAAAGUCACAUUUGGAACCCCACCCAGCGGUUGUCCUUUCUGCGAAUGAUCCUGGACACAAAAGUGCAGAAGGUGUUUCUUCUGCAGGAAAAGGCGUUGGUGAUACAAACUAUGGCCCGGGAUGUCCUGAAGCCAGCCCGGGUGUCUGUUCAUCAAUGCAAUCGGCUGUUGGGAAAGAUGGUGGCCUCUUACGAGGCUCUCCAGUACGGGAGGUUCCACGCUCGGACCUCCCAACUGGAUCUUCUGGACAAGUGGUCGGGAUCUCAUCUCCACAUGCACCAGAGAAUUCGUCUGUCGCUGAAGGCCAGGAUUUCGCUCCUCUGGUGGUUACAAUUAACUCAAGAAGUAACUUUCCAAGGACGGUGGUCAAGCCUGGGAGCCGGCCUGCCCAUCAACAUCCUGGAACUAAGAGCCGUCUACAACGGUCUUCUUCAGGCGGCCCCUCUUCUAAGAAAUCGGGCCAUUCAAGUGCAGUCGGACAACGUAACAAUAGUGGUUUACAUAAACUGACAGGGCGGAACAAAGAGCAGAGCGGCAAUGUUAGAGGUGACAAGAAUACUCCUCUGGUCAGAAAGAUACGCGUUGGCGCUGUCAGCCAUCUUCAUUCCGGGAGUAGACCACUGGGAAGAAGACUUCCUCAGUAGACACGAUCUCCAUCCAGGGGAGUGGGGUCUCCAUCCGAAGUUGUUCAAGGAAAUAACAGACCUUUGGGGAUUACCCCAAAUAGACAUGAUGGCCUCUCUUCUCAACAAGAAGAUUCGGCGUUAUUGUUCCAGGUCGAGCGACCGACAAGCAGUGGCAGUGGACACCCUGGUGUCUCCGUGGGUGUUCCAGUCAGUGUAUGUGUUUCCACCACUCACACUCAUCCCAAGAAUCCUAAAGCUCAUAAGGAGAACAAGGGUUCAGGCGAUCCUCAUUGCUCCAGACUGGCCGAGAAGGGCUUGGUACACGGACCUUCUAAAUCUACUGCAAGCAGAACCAAGGCCUCUUCCUCUUCGGGAGGACCUUCUGCAGCAGGGGCCGUUCGCCUAUCAAGACUUACCGCAGCUAUGUUUGACGGCAUGGAACUUGAGCGCCUGAUACUUGCUCGGAAGGGCAUUCUGAAGAAGGUCAUUCCUAACCUGAUACAGGCUAGGAAAGGAGUAACGUUUAAACAUUACCAUCGUAUUUGGAAGAAUAAUGUCUCUUGGUGUGAAUCCAAGACGUUUCCUACGGUGGAGUUUCAACUCUUACGUUUUCUCCUCUUCCUGCAAGCAGGUGUGGCUAUGGGCCUGAGGUUAGGGUCUACGAAGGUCCAGAUUUCGUCCCUAUCCAUUUUUUCAGAAACAAUUGGCUGCCCUCCCUGAGGUUCAGACUGUUUUGAAGGGAGUUCUGCAUAUCCAACCUCCCUUAGUGCCACCUACGGCGCCUUGGGACCUUAACGUGGUGUUGCAGUUCCUCCAGUUGGAUUGGUUUGAGCCUCUAAAGGAGGUGGAGGUCAAAUUUCUUACAUGGAAGGUGGUCACGUUAUUGGCCUUGGUUUCUGCUAGACGCGUGUCCGAAUUGGGGGCUUUAUCCUAUAAAAGCCCUUACUUGAUCUUCCACGAAGAUAGAGCUGAGCUCCGGACACGUCAGCAGUUUCUUCCGAAGGUUGUGUCGGCAUUUCAUAUCAACCAGUCUAUUGUGGUGCCAGUGGCUACGGACUCCUCAAUUACAUCAAAGUCUUUGGAUGUUGUAAGGGCUCUGAAGAUAUAUGUGAAGAGAACUUCUCGUCACAGAAAGUCGGACUCUCUGUGUGCCCUAUAUGAUCCCAAGAAAAUUGGGUGUCCUGCUUCUAAGCAGACUAUUUCUCGCUGGAUUAGGUUCACUAUCCAGCACGCUUAUUCUACGGCAGGUCUGCCGUGUCCGAGAUCAGUUAAGGCCCACUCUACUCGUAAGGUGGGCUCUUCCUGGGCGGCUGCCCUGGGUGUCUCGGCUUUACAACUUUGCCGAGCAGCUACUUGGUCAGAGUCAAACACGUUCGCAAAGUUUUACAAGUUCGAUACUUUUGACUGACCUUCAGAUCAUCAGAGGCCAAUCAGUUCUGCAGGAGUCUCCGCGCUCUCCCUCCCGUUCUGGGAGCUUUGGUACAUCCCCAUGGUACUAAUGUGGACCCCAGCAUCCUCUAGGACGUAAGAGAAGAUAGGAUUUUGGUUACCUACCGGUAAAUCCUUUUCUCGUAGUCCUUUUCUUGGUUAAGUACUUCCUUUGUUGGUUAAGUAAUGUUUCAGCUUUUACUGAGUUUCAAGCUGGUCAGCUUGGUUUGCCUUGUAUGUGUGAGCUGGUAUGAAUCUCGCCACUAUUUCUGUAUAAUCCUUCUCUCAAAGAUGUCAGUCUCCUCGGGCACAGUUUCUAGACUGGGUCUGGUAGGAGGGGCAUAGAGGGAGGAGCCAGCCCACACUCUCAAACUCUUAAAGUUCCAAUGGCUCCUGGUGGACCGGUCUAUACCCCAUGGUACUAAUGUGGACCCCAGCAUCCUCUACGGACUACGAGAAAAGGAUUUACCGGUAGGUAAUUAAAAUCCUAUUUUUAGCUACAAGGGAUAUGCUAAAGCUCCCCGUAGUGGAUGCUGCAAAUUAGCAGUCGUUUUUCCUCCCUCAAGACAAACUGAUUCUAAAUGUUUUUUACAUACAUUCCCCUUUGCCCCUGAGGGCAGAAAGUUCCGGGAAGAAUCUCCGGCUGUAGACAUCUGUCUCUCGCUUCUCGCCUCUCUAAGAAGGCGGUACUCCUGGCUCCGGGCUCCUUUACAGUCAAGGACCCGGGAGAUAGAUUUCAGUGUGGUCUCAAUUUUUCUAUCUACAUUGCUGCAGGUAUAUCUCAAAGCGAUCAAUGCAGGUUGCUGGAUGACACAUGCAAUUCAUUCCUGGGCUACUCAAAUUCAGGAGGGUCUCUCGGGUGAUAUCACCCUGGUUACUACGGUAACUUUCCUAAAACACAUUCAGGACACAGCAAGAGUUCUCUGUGACUCCCUAAAAGAGAUUGGCAAUAUUAAUGCUAGGACCACUGCUAUGGCUGUGUCAGCACGCAGAGCCAUAUGGUUGCGUCAGUGGAUUGCAGACGCUGACUCCAAACGCAAUGUGGAAUCUCUUCCCUUUACAGGUGAAUGGCUCUUCGGAGGUGAAUUGGAUGCAUGGAUCGCCAAAGUUACUGCUGGGAAAUCCACGUUUCUUCCCUCGGCUACGCCUGCUAGACGUAUCUACCCGGGACUGUCUACUCAGUCCUUUCGGUCCACUAAAUUUUGAUCUAGGGCCAGAGGUGCCUCCAAUGCAACUAGAGGCACCAGAGGUAAACCUAAGAUACCAGCCGCAAAAACCUCAGCAUGACGGUGCCCGCCCACCCUGGGAGGAUCUCGAGGUGGCAGCUCGGUUACAUCACUUCAGCCACAUCUGGAAAAGUUCCUGCCAGGAAGCCUGGGUAAAGGACCUUAGUUCUCAGGGUUACAAGUUGGAGUUCGACGGUGCUUCUCCCCAGCAAUUUUUCAAAUCAAGCUUACCUGUUUUGGAAAAUACGCGUGUUACGCUGCUACUGCCCAUCACAAAGUUGGUCAAGUCCCAAGUCAUUGUUCCAGUACCCCUGCAACAGCAAGAACAAGGUUACUACUCCAGUUUGUUCAUUGUGCCAAAACAAGACUGGUCUGUGAGGCCAAUUUUGAAUCUGAAGUCCUUGAAUCCUUAGGUUUUCAAAUUCAAGAUGGAAUCCUUAAGAGCAGUGAUCGCAGGCCUGUAACAGGAAUUCCUAGUGUUCCUGGAUAUCAAGGACACCUACCUCCAUAUCCCAAUUCAUCAGGACUGAGGUUCACCCUGCUGAACGAUCACUACCAGUUCCAGGUGUCGCCCUUCGGCCUGUCUACAGCUCUGGGGGUGUUCACAAAGGUGAUGGCGGAAAUGGUGUUCUAGCUCAGGGUCCAUGGAGUUAACGUAGUCCCUUACUUGGACGAUCUCCUGAUAAAAGUGAGUUCCAGGGAGCAUCUACUGCCCCAUAUAGAUCGCACUUUCCACCUUCUGUCACACCACGGGUGGAUCCUCAAUCUACAGAAGUCCCACCUGGAGCCAUCUCAGCAGCUCCUAUUUCUGGGAUUGCUACUGGAUACUGUAGUGCAGAAAGUGUUCCUCCCAGAGGACAAAGUGAGAACUCUCCAGGAAAUGGUUCGCAUGGUUCUACGACCGACUCGAGUAUCCAUUCUUAUUUGCAUAAGAUUGUUGGGAAAGAGGCCAUUCAGUAUGGAAGGUUCCAUGCCAGACCCUUCAAUUGGACAUCCUGAACAAGUGGUCCGGUUCCCAUCUUCAGAUGCAACUGAUGAUUCAACUGUCACCCCAGGCCAGGAUUUCACUCCUGUGGUAGUCGCAGUCUUCCAAUCUCUGGGAAGGUAGACUCUUCGGGAUUCAGGAUUGGAUCUUCCUCACGACGGGUACGAGUCUGAGAGGAUGGGGAGCUGUCACCCAAGGGGUGCAAUUCCAGGGCAGGUGGUCUGCCCAAGAGGCCCUACUUCCGAUCAACAUCCUGGAACUUUGGGCUAUCUACAAUGCUCUGAUUCAGGCCUCCCUUCUGCUCCGGGAUCAGGCAAUUCAGGUACAGUCGGACAACACCACGGCUGUUUUGUACAUCAAUCGACAAGGAGGGACAAAAAGCCGGGCCUGCACACGAGAAGUAUGAAGAAUACUCCUCUGGGCGGAAAGUAAUGCAAGAGCACUGUCCGCAAUCUUUAUUCCGGGAGUGGACAACUGGUAAACAGACUUCCUGAGUCGCCAUGAUCUCCACCCAGGGGAGUGGGGGCCUACAUCCUCAGGUGUUUCAACAGAUCGACAGAUGGGGUUGCCCCCAGAGUAACAUGAUGGCGUCUCGCCUCAACAAGAAACUUUGCUGCUAUUGCUCGUGAACCAGAGACCCUCAGGCGUGCGCUGUGGGUGCACUGAUGUCGCCUUGGCCUUACCAUUUGGUCUACAUAUUUCCUCCGACUCCGUUGAUCCCAAAGGUGCUCAAGAGGAUCCGAAAUCAAGGAGUACAAGCAAUUCUUGCUCCGGAUUGGCCCAGGUGAGAGUGGUACGUGGAACUUUUUUGCAUGUCCAUAGAAGACCCUUGGCCUCUGCCAGUAAGAAGGGAUCUUCUUCAGCAAGGUCCAUUCAUCUACCCGGAUUUACGGAGGCUUUGUUUGACAGCAUGGAAGUUGAGCGGAACAUCCUAGCUCACAAGGGACUUUCCAAAAAACUAUGGUGCAAGCCAGAAAACCUGUGACCUCAAAACACUAUCAUAAUAUCUGGCGGAGAUAUGUCUCCUGGUGCGAGGAACGAACAUUUCCAUCUGCCGAAUUCCACUUGAGUAGAUUCCUUCGCUUCCUGCAGGCUGGAGUGGAUAAAGGCUUAGGUCUGGGAUCCAUUAAGGUCCAGAUUUUAGUUCUUUCAAUCUUCUUCCAAAAGAAGUUGUCUAUGCUGCCUGAAGUUCAGACCUUCUUGCAAGGGAAGCUUCACAUACAACAUCUGUUUGUGCCACCUACGGCACCUUGGGAUUUGGAUGUGGUGUUUCUGCAGUCCUCCUGGUUUGAUCCUCUGAUGACGGUGGAAGACAAGUACCUCACGUGGAAGACGGUGAUGUUACUGGCCCUAGCUUCGGCUAGACAUGUCUCGGAAUUGGCGGCCUUAUCGUGUAAGAGUCCUUGCUUGGUCUUUUACGAGAACAGAGCGGAGCUCAAAACUAGACAGCAGUUACUGCCGAAGGUAGUCUCUGCAUUUCAUUUGAAUCAACAUAUUGUGAUCCCGUCCAGUUCUGGUACUUCUGCCCCUACAGAGGCAUUGGAUGCGAUGCAAGACUUAAAGAUCUAGGUCAAGAAGACGGCUCUGAUCAGAAAUACGGACUCCUUGUUCAUGCUGUAUGAUGCGCAGAAAAAGGGUUGCCCUGUUUCGAAGCAGUCCAUUGCUCGUUGGCUUAGGCUUACUAGCUAUCAUGCCUAUAUGUCGGCAGCCUUACCUGUUCCACAGUCUCUGAAGGCCCAGUCUACAAGAUCGGCGGGCUCUUCCUGGGCGGCUGUCCGUGGGGUCUCUGCCCUGCAACUGUGCCAAGUGGUUACUUGGUCGGGGUAGAACACCUUUUGUGAAGUUCUACAAGUUUGAUACCCUGGCCAAAGAGGAUACCCAGUUUGGGCAGGCGGUGCUGCAGAUGUCUCCGCACGUUCCCGCCCGUUCUGGAAGCUUUGGGACAUCCCCAUCAUACUAAUGUGUCCCCAAUAUCCCUUAUGGAUGCUAGAGAAAAUAGGAUUUCAAAUACCUACCGGUAAAUCCUUUUCUCGUAGUCCAUAAGGGAUAUUGGGCGCCCGCCUUAGUGCGGUUACUUUCCGCAGGUUCUCUGUUGUGUUUCUUGUUCAGCUGUUACCGUUUAUGUUGCCGGCCCGGUUAUGUAUUGGUGUGCUGGUGUGUAAAUCUCACCACACUUAUGUUCCUUCUCUCAAGUAUGUAAUUUUUCCUUCUGGCACUGUUUUGCCUAUAACUGCCUGUGGGAGGGGGCAUAGAGGGG